Molecule: messenger RNA, 663 nt
Organism: Thalassophryne amazonica
Lineage: Eukaryota; Metazoa; Chordata; Actinopteri; Batrachoidiformes; Batrachoididae
Exons: 9
Coding region: 63-605 (180 amino acids)
Source: RefSeq, a predicted model, not a curated record
GCAGUAUUAUUUUUUAAAGUGCCUGUUGUCGUGUCCUAUGUGAGCGCUGUGCUGCGUCUGUGAUGUCUAACAUUGUUUGUGAUAAGUCCGCGCAGAUGACAACGGUUUGGAUUGCACUGAGACGGCUUGAUAAAAACGAUGACAGGGUGGUGGCUCUACGAGAAGUGUCCAUCCCUGAAACUGCUGAUGUCACAGUUAUCACAGAGAUCAUCUCAGAUACCUUUGGGUUAAAGUCUUCAGAUAUCCUAUUUAAGUUAAGGAAUCAUCGUGGCUGUCUUAUCCCCCUAAACAGUCAUAUUCCCGUCAACAGCAAGCACAUGCCACAUGUGCUUGAGGUAGUCAAGGUGUUUCAGCACGUGUUCCCUAAGGCCAGGACUAUUCCCAUGACAGUGAUCAACAAGACCAUGAAGACCAGGCUACAGACUAUCGACAGGAGGAUCCAGAGAUUGGAAGACCUCCUACCUCAAAUCAAACUCCAGCAAAAUGAAAAACUAGGACAGGAGAUCGACUGUCUCAACCAGAUGUUGAAAUUCCUUCAUAAGAGGAUGCAGGUGGUAGACUCUCACAGCUGGAAAGGCGUGCUGACCAGAGCUCCUCUGUGGUAGACCAUCACUGCACAUAUCCGGCUCUUGAAGGGGGCAUCUUUAAGACUCCAGAAACACU